CCAUGGGUGGCUUUUUCUCAAGUAUUUUUUCCAGCCUCUUUGGAACCCGGGAAAUGAGGAUUUUAAUCUUGGGACUGGACGGUGCCGGAAAAACCACCAUUUUGUACAGAUUACAGGUCGGAGAGGUGGUCACCACGAUUCCUACCAUCGGAUUUAAUGUGGAGACAGUGACAUACAAAAACCUGAAAUUCCAAGUGUGGGAUUUGGGAGGACAGACAAGUAUCAGGCCGUACUGGAGAUGUUACUACUCGAACACGGACGCCGUCAUUUACGUGGUAGACAGCUGUGACCGGGACCGCAUCGGCAUCUCCAAGUCCGAGCUGGUGGCCAUGCUGGAGGAGGAGGAGCUGCGGAAGGCCGUCCUGGUGGUGUUCGCCAACAAGCAGGACAUGGAGCAGGCCAUGACCCCCUCGGAGACGGCCAACGCCCUGGGCCUGCCGGCGCUCAAGGACCGCAAGUGGCAGAUAUUCAAGACGUCGGCCACCAAAGGCACCGGCCUGGACGAGGCCAUGGAGUGGUUGGUGGAGACGCUGAAGAGCAGGCAGUAGCGGCGCCCCGCGCCCCGGCCGCCUGUGGACUGGAGACGAGGCGGGCGCC
Messenger RNA from Chinchilla lanigera (long-tailed chinchilla), 597 nucleotides. It is a transcript of the gene Arl1, whose product is annotated as ADP-ribosylation factor-like 1. Gene Ontology annotation, molecular function: GTP binding; GTPase activity. Gene Ontology annotation, cellular component: Golgi apparatus; cytoplasm. Gene Ontology annotation, biological process: intracellular protein transport; vesicle-mediated transport. The record is from RefSeq and is a predicted model, not a curated record. Bases 3 to 548 code for a protein of 181 amino acids. The transcript has 6 exons. NCBI's taxonomy places the organism in Eukaryota, Metazoa, Chordata, Mammalia, Rodentia, Chinchillidae.